GUUCUUUAGCUGGUACCUCAUAGCACGCAGCAGUCCAUCGUCUUUUCAGUCAGUACUGCUUAAUAAGCAUUGUCAGGUGCACUUUGUAAAAAAAAACAGACAAAGGCUUCGCUACCCUCAAGCCCUCAAUUCCUAUAUCCAUUCACCACCCAGCAUCAAGAUCUGAGUCACUAUUUCGUCAUGCCACUAAGAUAAUUGAACUAAUCUCUCCUUAAAUCAAGUAAAGUUUUAGUAAAACAGUGAAGAUUUGCUGACGAGUAAAGUUACUUAAAUUGUGCAAAGUUAUUUAACUCUCAAGUUAAAAUAUUUUCAAAAAAAAGACACGGCAAAAUUAUGGAACGUUUUUUACUUUAUAGAAAAGUGCAGAGUAAUAAUAAUUUUAGAACAAGAAAAACGGCGUUAAGAAGAUACAGUGUUCUCAUUUUGUUUGGGAUUAUUAUUGCACAAGUCAUCUCUCCAACCUUGGGAGAGGAUCAUGACGAUGAGACGAAUAGCAGCAGCAGAAAUAAUAAUAGCAUUAGUGGAAAAUUUUUUGAGUAUAUGAACAAUCUAAGAUCCGCUUCAACCCCAAAGUCGGAAUCAAUCUCUUCUCCGCCCACGAACUCGACUUCGUCCACAUUUCGAAAAAUUUUCAUCGAUUCCUCCUGGCACGAAACAUAUCAAAAGUUUAUCGACCAAGUCAAAAAAGUUAGAGGGAUGCUUGUCCCCAGUUUAUCUAAUGGGACAGAGGCGUCACAAACGACGACCUUGUCAGAAUAUCAACCGUCCUUAAUUUAUAAUUCUACCGAGACCGUUCCUGGCCUAAGUUCGAAUAGAAGUGGUCGAAUUAACGGUCCUGCGUCGUGGAGUUGGCCUUGGAUGACCAAUACCCCGAUUUCGACGCCAACCUCAAGUUCGACCCUGCGGUCAAGGACGAACGCGUUUAACCGAAUAUUUUUCGGACCUUUUGAGCGGGAUAAUGGUGGCAUUCCUGUCGACCCGUAUGCAUCCUAUUAUCCAGCCCCCUCACCCCCAGCCCCACCAGGCCCUGGGUCAAAUAUGUUUGGUCUCGGGAGAGGAGCACCGUCCGACAAUCAUUACAACUAUGUGUACAAGUACAACCCUAAAACCCAGUCAGCCACGGAUUUAGAGCAGCACACGACGACAACAAUCUACAUCAUUUGCAUCUGUCUUAUCAUCAUGUUGGUGGGGACGAUAUUGUUCGCCUUCGUGUCGAAAUGUCAAGAAAAUGCGGGACGUACUGCAGCAGCGAGUAGUAAUCCUACCGGACGAAGAAGGAGACGACGCAGCACCACAACGACAAAUAACAACAAUAAUAAUAAUACUUCACCGAAUUCAAGAAAUCGUCCCGAAAUUAGUAUAAUUAUGCCGGGUGAUGGUGACGAGAACGGAGCUCCACCCGCUUAUCCGAAGGUCAUAUUUGACCCACCACCCUCCUACGAUAGUUUAUUUCCUGUAAAAGAAUAGUAUGUAAGAAACAAUGCAAUAACGCUAGUUAAGAUUUACAUAGUUCAAAUAGUUCUCGUUUUGAUUCUCGCAGUAUUAUUUUCUCACAAUUAUUCAGACUGCUAAUUUACUGUGAUGGAUGAUUUACUUGCAUAAUAUACUAAUAGUUGCUUAUUAAUUUGAAAAAUAUGUAAGAAUGAUCCGUUACAGCAGCAAUAGUACAAAAGACAGUCAGUAGAUUGUUGUUUAAUUCAGUUAUUAUUAUAUUUUGUAUUAUUCGUCAGAAGAAAAAAAAAACAAUGUAAACCGUUUGUUUAAUACAUAAAGCUUCCUCCUUGAUUGGUCUUUAUUCCGAUUGUUGAAGGAUAUAAAGUUAUUGUUGAGACAUAUUGAUUUCAUGAUCAGUUCCAUUUUUUUACGAAUUUUACCCAUGUUCAUGAAAUUGUUUACUUAAGUAUGAUAUAAUAUUUAGUCGACAGUUGAUGAUCUGCCCGAAGGUCGUUGGGAGCUCUUUAUAUAAAUCUAAAUAAAUAGUAAGAAAAACUUUCGGGCCUUGAUUGCACGUCCGAAGGUUUAUUCUUUUUUUUUACUGUUUGUGGUUAAACCACGAGUCAGACGAGUGUUUGCCAUUUGCUCUAAAGUGCAAGUUGAAUUAGACAAAUAUGUAAUUUAGUCAAGGACUCGCGAAAUAAAUGUGUUGAAGAGAUCAUCUAAACCAACUGAAAAAAUAAACGUCACAUUUUUCAUUUAUAUUCAACAUAA
Messenger RNA from Folsomia candida, 2208 nucleotides. RefSeq lists its product as uncharacterized. The coding region runs from base 334 to 1467 and encodes 377 amino acids. The record is from RefSeq and is a predicted model, not a curated record. Lineage: Eukaryota; Metazoa; Arthropoda; Collembola; Entomobryomorpha; Isotomidae. The transcript is spliced from 2 exons.